AUGGCGGGAUCGCGGAAAUCAGUGAAUUUAUGGUGUUUUACAGCAAUAUGUGCAACAAUUUUUGUGCUGCCGACUGCGGAGGCUGAUCGGCUUAACGUUCCCCGGGUCUUGCUGCCGAUCUUCAAUGACUUCCCUGUUAAUUUCACCCUCGAAGUCACCGAGGGUGGAUGCUACCGAUGGUCUACUUCGAGACCUGAUAUAGUACGCUUAAUACCCAUAGAUGAAGAUUAUGAUAACUCGUGUUCUACCAAAGUUAUAGUCCAAACAGUUACAAGAGAACUCUCAAGAAAGACUGCCAUUAUUCUCGCAGAAGACGUGAAUACUGGAAACUUUUUGCGAUGCGAUGCUAUUGUAGAUGCCAUAUAUUCCCUAGACAUAGUUACUACCACAAGAGAAUUGUUCAUAGAGGAAGCUCCGGAAGCUUUUGAAGUUCGUGCUUACGAUGAGCAGGACAAUGAGUUUACAACAUUGGCUGGUGUUGAGUUCAAAUGGAGCAUAGGAAACAUUGAAAAAAAAGGCCAACAGUCAUUGGACAAAGAUUCACCAAAUGAUGUGCUGAAGUUUAUGACCUUCCAGGGAUCUCGCUAUGAAACUCCUCAUUCCGUAGAAAUGCUUGAUUGUGUUGGCAAAACUGGUAAUAUAAUUUUACUGGAAGGAGUAAAAACUGGUACUGCAAAGGUGUCUGUCGAGAUCUUGUACCCAGAAUAUAAAAAUGUACAAGCAGUAGAAGUGGAACUCAUUGUUGUUGCAAAUCUCAUUAUUAUACCAUCAGAUGUUACAAUUAUGCCCUCUGAUAGUUUCAAGUACCGAAUAGUACAAGUUCAUCAAGGACGACUGGAAGAAAUAUAUUUACCAACGAGCCAAUAUUAUUUAGAAGCAGAAAAUCCUCAAAUUUUAGAAAUUAAUAAUUUAAAGGGUAGUGCUCAUGCUCUGACCCACGGUAAAACUAAAGUUCUUUUGCAUGAUAAAAAUGUUCAUGAAGAGUAUGGUGCUAUUCUGCCUUCUGCAACAGUCAAUGUCAAUGAUGUUGCUUACAUAAAAAUUGCUGUCUUGCCACAUAGAAGUAGAAAUCUCAUUUUAGGAUUCACUCAUGAAAUUGUUGUUGAACUGUUUGACUGCAAAGACCACAAAUUUUAUGUUGGCAAAGGUGCUCAAGUAACAACAAAAAUAAGUGAAAACUAUUUUGAAAAAAAAUUCACAACUCAAAAUGGAACUCACGUUGUUGCCGUUCCCAUUGCCACUGGAACAACUGUUGUAGAAGCAACUUUGCUGGGGAAAAAUAUGCCAGAGCUUUCUGCUAAAGUAGAACUCGUAAUUCAAUCAGCAGUUACAAUACAUCCGCGAAUUUUGGCCUUGCCAUGGGAUCCUAAAGUCAAAACAAGAUAUGAUGUAGCUCUUAAAGCAAGUGGUGGUGAUGGUUCGUAUCAGUGGAACAGCCGUCAGCCAUCAAUUGUCACUGUUUCUCAAAAUGGUGCUUUGAAAAUUCUACAGAAAGGAACCGCGGAUAUUACCGUUUCGUUAAUCCACAAUGUACACAAUCGCGAUUCAGCCAAAGUUCACGUGUUGGAACCGAGUAAACUACAGAUAGUGCAGUAUCACAUGGAGGCUGCAGUCGGUGAAGUAAUUCACCUGCACAUUGCUUUAUUUGGUCAGAUGCACGACGGCUCAAAUGUUCGACUAAUUCCAUUUAAUGACUGCCAAGACUUGUCUUUUGAAGUUGAUAUCCCUGACGGCAAUUUCGUUGAAAUUGAGAGUUUGGAUGUUCAACCUGUUGGCAACGCUUGUAAAACAGUUGCAAUUGUCAGUCAGUCGAUCGGCACUUCCAAAGUUUCAGUUACUUAUGGCAGAAACUUGACUGACAAUGCCACAGUAUCAGCCUAUGAACCGCUUAUAGUGGUAAAUCCAAAAAUAGAAACGCUUUUAGCAGUAGGAUCAUCAAGAAAUAUUAUCUUCAAAGGUGGACCACUGGCUUGGUCUAGUUUAGCUCAGGGUUAUCAUAAGAAUGCUCAAGUUGGCGACAAUAGUAUACUUGAAGUUAUCGAAGAGGAGUCGUCCCACGAGGGAGAAAUUUCAGUCUAUAAGGUUUUGUGUAGGGCUCUUGGUGAAAGUAACAUGACCUAUACAGUUUACAAUAAACCAAUAUCACCCUUUUGUAAAGCACAUGAGGCAACUGCCCAUGUCAAAGUCAUUUGUGCUAAACCUCGAUAUAUUUAUCUGCAACCCGAAUCCAAAGACGGCAAUAACUGCCCAAUAAGCACAGAACGAAUCGUUGCUCGUAGCGAAGAAUCCUUAAAAUUACUCGUUAUCGUCAAGGAUGAACAUAAACGACGUUUCGACAAUAUUACAAGUUUGACCAUUGAUUAUUCUGUUAGUGCAGAUAUUAAAAUUCCUAGUGGAAGUUUGGAAGAAACCGAUUUUGAAUACAAUGUGGUGUUGCCCAAAAAUCAUUAUCAGCAGCUUACACCUUAUAAAUACGUCGAUUCAUUUACCGUACAAGCUAGAGUAACUGGUUACCAGAAGACUGUACUCUCGCAAUACAAGAUUAUUCCGGAGUAUCCGCCAUUUCCAGUUGAAAACGUAAAGGGGGGUACUGCGACUCCCAUAAUCGAAGCCAGCAUCGACAUUUUCUUAGUCAACGAUACUGUCAUAAGUUCUAAUAAACUAAAAAUCCUCAACGAUCCUAGCAGCAAGUAUUACCUCCAAGUGAGCCAAGGCUCGGGUUACUACGAUCUUGUUUUGAGUGACGAAGAAAUAGCCGACGUACGCUACGUUGAACCAACGCGAACCAUCAGCAUGGUUCCAAGAAAAUCGGGGAUUCUUGACAUUUCGGUUGUUGACCUUUGUCUGAAUUCUAAACCUGCUGAGGUCGAGAUCGAAGUACAACAACUGGCUAGCAUUGAAGUUGAUACCGUAAAUAAAGUCGAAAAGGACAAGUUCAUUACAGCAAAGCUCCAACUUUACGAUACAAACGGUUAUCUGAUAGUGCUCCCCGUGCUUGGAGCGAUAGACAUUAAAACUGAGACGGAGAACGGUUACAUUCAUGUCAAAGGCUCAGAACUUGACAGAACUCUGUACACCAUACACGGUCUGGAAGAGGGUGAAGCGCAACUUAUUUUCAGCAGCGGCCAAGGAUCCAAUCAAGUACGGAGCGAUGUUCUCAAUAUUCAGGUGUUUCCACCUUUGCAGCUGUUGCCGAAAAAUCUCACCACCCUGGUUGGUACUAUUUAUCAAAUUUCAGUGGUUGGUGGACCGAAAAAUGCCGAAAUUGAAUUUUCCACGGAAGACGAGACAGUGCUAGAAAUUGACGCCAGCGGAGUCAUUGAAGGGAAAGCCACUGGUGAGACAACUAUUUACGCUAAAGCGCUUGGAGAAGACUCAAAACAGAACAGAGUAGUAUUAUCCCAAGAUAAGGCGCAAGUGCGCGUCAUCCUGUUAGAGGGAGUGAAGAUAAUCGUUCCUACUCUGAGAAUCAAAGCCGGAGCUGUGAUUCCCGUGUGGGCUUUCGGUAUUCCCGAUCAUUUGACGCCUCUCAUUAUCGGCUCAAUGAAGUCUCCUUUAGUCUUCUCGUGGACAACAAAUGAUCCCAAAAUUAUGACUUUGCACAGUAUGUACGAGGGAACUGGUAUUAACGUCAGAUAUCAGAACGAAGUAACUCUCAGGGCAAAAGCUAAUAAACCGGGAAUUGCGACUAUUAUUUUAACAGCAACAACACCCUGUAAUGUUCUUGGUGGCUGCCGAGUUCAGCCGAGCUUCAGCUCAUCCGUAAAAAUAGAGAUCUUUGAAGAACUGCGUCUUAUAAAUGAUGAUACAACUUCGACGUCUUUAGUUUUAAUAAUGGCACCAAAUUCGUCGUUAAAACUUGAAACCAAUCGUGAUAAAUUUGGAUCGACUGUUUAUCAGGUGUUGAACAAUGGUCAGACCGUCAAUGAAGAAGCCGAUGAUCCACACGCUUUAGCGUCAAUUAUGAUUGACAAAAAUGGUGUCUUAACAUCUGGUGAAAAUUAUGGGAGUGGUAUAGUAACCAUAACUAACAGCGAAACGUUCAGUACCAAGCAAACACUCACAAUCGCAGUUUACGUUAAACCAAUUCAUUACGUGAUGCUGUCAUUAAAAUCAAACAUACGAAUAAGAAAUGGCGAAGAGUUAACUAUGUUACCCAAGAGCAUGGAUUUGGAUUACGUGCUUGAAUAUUAUGAUAGCGCAGGAUCUAAAUUCAACGCUGCAGAAGUUGAUUUCAAGACUUUAUCUAGUCGUACGGACUUGGUCACAUUUACCAAACAAAUUGAUAAAAAUGUGUUGAAUGCUAAGUUUGUCGAGAAUGGCGAACUUAUCGUUAAAGUUUUCAAUGAAAAAUAUCCGAAUGGAAUGUUUGAUUACGUACACAUGAUAAUUGGUGAAGUUCUCUUUCCUACUAAGGCUGUUCUGACUGUGGGAGAUAUUGUCUGCUUUUCAAUGCCUCUUUUGUCUUCUGACGGAGAUCCAGGGUAUUGGCAAUCGUCGUCGCCAGAGAUAUUGUACGUCGAGCCCAUAAGUGGCAUAGGUAGAGCUCGUAGUCCUGGAACUGCUCGUGUGAAGCAUAGCAUUGCUACCCACCUUCGAGACGAGGUCGAAGUUAUUGUCAACCCUAUAACAAAGAUAACUUUAGUUCCUUCCAAAGGAAAGAAUAUAACUGGAACAGAAAUAUUUAGCGUACCACUGAUACUGAAGGGCAAACACGAGACUUUAAAAGAAAAUAAUAUUAUAUCUCGAGGUCUAGGAGGUUGCAGGACUCAAACAUCUUUCUCAUUAAGUCACUAUCCUUUCAUUUGCACUAUUCAAUUUGCACCGCAACACUCUGGUGUAGGAGUAAAAGACAUUUUCUAUGCUAAGCCGCGGUUCGAUAUUGUUACUGGCUUGUACUACUGUGAUAUAAUUCCAAUGGGCUUACCAUCUUUGUCAUCGAGCAUAUUGGAAACCAAAUUGCGCGUUAAUGCACUAAGCCGAGAUAUUGAAGGAACUUCCAUAGAAGUAUCUUAUCUUCCCCCUAUGUACAUUCCUACAAGAGAGAUUUUGUUUUUGAACACAAUAGGCCAAGACGUACCCACUGCAACUCUAGAUGUAUAUGGUCUUUCAUACGUUUUAGAACAUAUAAUUAUCGAGACUCCUGAAGAAGUGAGUGUUGGGGCUCGUCAGUCUCUUACGAAAACUAAUACACAAUUCAAGUUAACUCUGUCCCAAAAUCAAGAGGAGGUUCAAGGUAGAAAAAUUAUUAUCACAAAUGAACUAACGAAGCAAAACAUUUCACUUCUCAUCCGUGUUCCUAAGUAUGAUCAAUUCCCUCGGAUUUCGGGUAUUCAGUGGAUUGAUUAUUUAUAUUUCCAUCGAUACACCUUAGGAACUUUUAUAAUACUCUUUAUGUCUUUUAUUCAUUUCAUGAGGAAUAAAAUGGCAAACAUCGAUGUUUCCGUGAAAAACAAGAACGUAUUUGCUGAAAAGUGUUCACCGCCUUUGAAAAAGACAACUGGUUCAGCUUCAAUGAAUGCUUCGAGCACUGGUAGUCCUGGUAGUCCUGGAACACCAUUGAGGCCUUUCUCUACUUUUGAACCAGUUUAUGGCGAUCCGAGGGGUUUCGCCACUCCAAAUUCACGAAGAAGUCGAAACAUUUUAUAA
Copidosoma floridanum is the source of this 5649-nucleotide messenger RNA. It is a transcript of the gene Gp210, whose product is annotated as nucleoporin 210. The record is from RefSeq and is a predicted model, not a curated record. Gene Ontology annotation, cellular component: nuclear pore. Lineage: Eukaryota; Metazoa; Arthropoda; Insecta; Hymenoptera; Encyrtidae.